AUGGACAGACGACGGUUGCUAGGACCGGCAAACGCCAUCACCCCCGCCGUGGGGAUAUCAUCAAACCCUAAGGAUAAUGAGCCAGAAAAAGACGUCACCAUGUCCGAUGCCACCACCGAAGACAAGUUUUUCGUACAAGCGGGCAACAUCGAUAACGCCAACGGGCUGUGCUACAUGGAGGUGGGCGACGGGCUGAUCAUAUUAGCAUGUUCUGUGUAUGGCCCGCGCCCGAUAAAUAACCUGUUCAUCAGUCGAGGCCUGUUCCUGGUGGAGACGAAGUUUAUGCCCCACGUCCCCCAGGGCACCGACGGCGCCCCCAACUUCCUGGAGCUCACUGGCGUCGAGCAGCGGUUGUCGCUGUUUGUCGAGACGAGCUUGUUGCCGCUGGUGCUCCUUAGCAAGUACCCCAAGCUGACGAUCGACGUCUACGUCCAUGUGAUGGCCUGCGACGACCCCAGCAACCUCCACCGGCUUGCGCUGUGGAUGGUGAACUGUGCCCUGGUGGCGCUUGUCGAUGCCGAGAUCGAGGUGAGGGACGUCGUCACCCUGGGCGCCAGCGGCGCCGGCGUCGCCAGUUUCAUGGCGUUGGCCGACGACGGCAUCGUCGGCAUGUGGCUCGACGGCGACGCCAGCGGCGUCACUACUACGUUAGACGCCUGUGCCACCAAGGCCAACGCCAUCCGCGCCAACAUCAAUAGCUACUUGCUUAACCGCACCCCGUAA
This is a messenger RNA of Diutina rugosa, 723 nucleotides long. RefSeq names its product exosome non-catalytic core subunit. NCBI's taxonomy places the organism in Eukaryota, Fungi, Ascomycota, Pichiomycetes, Serinales, Debaryomycetaceae. The record is from RefSeq and is a predicted model, not a curated record. Gene Ontology annotation, cellular component: nuclear exosome (RNase complex); cytoplasmic exosome (RNase complex); nucleolus. The transcript has a single exon. The coding region runs from base 1 to 723 and encodes 240 amino acids. Gene Ontology annotation, biological process: rRNA catabolic process; poly(A)-dependent snoRNA 3'-end processing; nuclear mRNA surveillance.